AUGCUGAAGAUCGACGAACGUCGCGGCGACCAGCUCGAGUUCCGGCUGGAGCGGCUCUCCCUGCAAUCCGGGCCUGAGCCUCGGGGCAACACUGGAGGCUGCGAACUGUUGCGCUACCCUUCUCAUGGUUCCGUGAUCGAACGCGCGCCGCAGGCAAUCACGGAGCGGAUGGCGAUGCGCGGCGACCAUGCGGCGGACCGCAUCAUCGACCAGCAAGUGAUAAAGAGCAUAGUAGGCAGCCGAUACGGCGCGCCGCAGGCUCGCCUGCAACGCCGUCGCGGUUCCUUGGUGGCAAGAUGA
Messenger RNA from Geodia barretti, 300 nucleotides. Lineage: Eukaryota; Metazoa; Porifera; Demospongiae; Tetractinellida; Geodiidae. The record is from the annotation of a GenBank genome assembly.